UUUAAAGUUUCUCACAUUUCAAGGCAAAGAUAAGCCAAAAAUAAUGCAGCUAAAUAAUGUUGUCCCACGAGUCCACGAUCCUCACACCCUAACUUUUCUUAUCACAAAUCGCCUAUAUAUACCGCAAUUGAGCGGAUAACCAGUCACAACAUCACACACAGAAAUAAGCACCGAGUUUAAUACAAUCGACACAUUAGCAGCACAAACAUGAAGGGAGCAGUGAUCUCAAUGUUGGUAGUAGUGGCCAUGGUUCAGUACAUGGCAACACCAGGAGAGGCCAUUGAUUGUGGACAAGUGAGCUCCUCUUUGGCACCUUGCAUUCCCUUCUUGACAGGAGGCGACGCUUCUCCUUCAUCUGGGUGUUGCAGUGGAGUCAAGAAUCUGAACUCACUUGCUCAGACAACGGCUGACAGGAGAGCUGCAUGUGAUUGUAUUAAGACAGCAGCCGCUCGCUAUCCAAACAUAAAGGAUGAUGCUGCCUCUUCGCUUCCUCAGAAGUGUGGGAUUGACUUCAAUAUUCCCAUCUCCAAAUCCACCGAUUGCCAGUCCAUUAACUAAGAUGAUAAGGCCGUAUCGCUGGUGAUGAAUUAAUAAAACCGCAUGGGGAAGCAUUUCCAUUUUCUUGUUCUGUUAAAUCUUGGUAGUUCAUCACUUCUACUGAGAUUCUUGUAAUCAUUAAUUAAUGAAAAAAAGCUUCUUGCUAUUAUUAAAUUUAAAU
Messenger RNA from Manihot esculenta (cassava), 718 nucleotides. RefSeq names its product non-specific lipid-transfer protein A-like. Bases 208 to 558 code for a protein of 116 amino acids. Gene Ontology annotation, cellular component: membrane. The transcript has 2 exons. The record is from RefSeq and is a predicted model, not a curated record. NCBI's taxonomy places the organism in Eukaryota, Viridiplantae, Streptophyta, Magnoliopsida, Malpighiales, Euphorbiaceae. Gene Ontology annotation, biological process: lipid transport. Gene Ontology annotation, molecular function: lipid binding.